This is a messenger RNA of Fusarium coffeatum, 1200 nucleotides long. RefSeq lists its product as uncharacterized. NCBI's taxonomy places the organism in Eukaryota, Fungi, Ascomycota, Sordariomycetes, Hypocreales, Nectriaceae. The transcript is spliced from 2 exons. Bases 1 to 1200 code for a protein of 399 amino acids. The record is from RefSeq and is a predicted model, not a curated record.
AUGAAAACGCACGACGCGCAUACGUACGCCGAGAAUUUCAAGAAGAAUGCGCAACCACCCUGGCUUCAUGGUCUGUGGCUACACUGGCGCAGGCUAUUCCAGCAACCUUAUCAAGGCAUCACUUCCGAUGGUGUCGUGAAGGACGGCCUCUUCGAACUUCAAGAUGAAGGCAUUCCAAUCCGUAUCAUCGUCGAAGCAGCAGCGAGUCUCUGUAAUAGUCUGACAGACGAUCAAAAGCAAAAGACGUUCUAUCACAUUGACAGUCCCGAAUGGCGUAGCUGGUCCAAUCCCGAAUUCCUCCUUAGCGACAAAGGCAUCCGUCUCGAUGAAAUCACGGCCGAUGUACGAAAUAAAGUUCUUAAAAUCCUGGAAGUCACUCUCUCACCAGAAGGAUACGAAAAAGCCCUCGGCGCAAUGCGCGUAAACCAUUUCCUGGGUGAAUUGGUCGAAACACCAUCCAUCAUGAAUGAAUAUUCCUACAACUUCGUUCUUUUCGGCGAACCAUCCACUGAUCGUCCUUGGGGCUUUUCCUUCUACGGCCAUCAUCUGUGUUUGAACAUUUUUCUUUAUAAAUCCCAGAUCGUCGUGUCUCCUUGGUUCACUGGCGCAGAGCCCAACCUCAUUGAUGAAGGUCCUUAUAAGGGCACUCGGAUUUUACAUCAGGAGGAAGAAAUGGGUUUACGAUUGAUGCAGAGUCUUCCAGACGAGAAGAAGAGAAUCGCACAGGUCUACAAACUCAUGAAAAAUCCAGCCAUGCCGCCCAAACGCUGGAACCACGAUGACCAACGCCAUUUAUGCGGCGCAUACCGCGACAACAGAAUCGUUCCCUACGAAGGAAUUCUCGUCUCCGAAAUGACACGCUCACAACAAGAAAACAUUCUCGAAAUCGCAAACGAGUUUCUGUUAUACCUUCCCGCCCAGGCACGCAUGAUGUAUCUUAAGAAAGUCGAGCAGUGGUUCCGCGAGACGUAUUUCUGCUGGAUUGGUGGGUUUGGGGAGCAUGACCCGUUUUAUUACAGGAUUCAGAGUCCGGUUGUUAUUUUUGAGUUUGAUCAUCACUCUGGUGUUUUUUUGAAUAAUGAGGAGCCGGCGAAAUUUCAUAUUCAUACUUUGAUGAGAAUGCCGAAUCGUGGGGAUUAUGGGGUUGCGCUGAAGGAGUUGAUACCGGGUGUUGAGCAGGAGUAUCUCUGGGAGGGAUAG